Erythranthe guttata (spotted monkey flower) is the source of this 1044-nucleotide messenger RNA. RefSeq lists its product as uncharacterized. The record is from RefSeq and is a predicted model, not a curated record. Gene Ontology annotation, molecular function: protein binding. Lineage: Eukaryota; Viridiplantae; Streptophyta; Magnoliopsida; Lamiales; Phrymaceae.
UGGCAGGUUAAAUUAUAAAUACAGAAAUUCUGAAUGCCCAAUUUCAGUUCUUCUCUACCUCCAUAAAAUCUUCAACCUUUCGCAAUUUGUGCAGAUAACAGUUGCUGGAUUUAGGGUUAGGGUUUUUUGGAGCACCAAGUUUGUCGGUUCAGUAGCCACACGAUGUACGCUGAUCGGGAGGAGGCGCAGGCUAAUAGGUCAAUUAGAGAGCGCCUUGACGGCGAUUCCGCCGCCGAUUCCAGUCGCCGGAGGCCUAUCGCUGGCAAGAGACAGAGGGAAGGUGAUCAGAAAUGGGAGCAUGAUCUUUUUGAGAAAAGUGGACCUCAAAGCUCAAAUAGCAGAGUUGGAACAAAUGAUCUAAGGCUGAAGCUUCAAAGGAAGAAUAUCGAUCAACCUACAAGAGUUAUGAGGGGAUCUGUUUCUGGUGGUGGAAGGGAUCUACGUGAAAAGCUCUCGGGUACACCGUACUCUCGCCCUAUUGAGUCUCAGGCUCGACCCUUGAGGCCAAAGCCUGCACCUGAAGCGAGUAAACCUCUUAGGGAUAUUGUCAUGGCUGAAGAGCCUGAUCGACAAACAAAGAAGAUUGCUAGCACUGUAACCAGGAAAAAGACUCAACAGAAGGUUGAGACUGUGGAUAGUUUCCUUCAGUCCCUGGGUCUCGAGAAAUACUCAAUUACAUUUCAGGCGGAAGAAGUUGAUAUGGCAGCCCUAGUACACAUGGCUGAUGAAGAUCUUAAAGCCUUGGGAGUACCAAUGGGUCCAAGGAAGAAGAUUCUUCUGGCACUGGAAUCAAAAGUCUGAUAAUCGAGGGGAGUAGUCCACUUCGGACCGUUACACCACCAGGCUUAAUUUUGCGUUGUACAAGUUUUCUCAUAUAGCAUGUCUGUGGUAGACCGAAAUUAGCCUUUCAAUGAGCUUGUUGUUGUAAUUGAACACAGAUCAUUGAUUUUCGACGUACGUUAGGAUCUCAACUGGUGAAUUUGAUGCUUUAUUUGUUCAAGUUAUUUUCUUAGUCUAUGAUAUUAAUCGCGCAUUUGUAAUUUG